This is a messenger RNA of Lolium perenne, 683 nucleotides long. Its product is annotated as WRKY transcription factor WRKY28-like. The record is from RefSeq and is a predicted model, not a curated record. Lineage: Eukaryota; Viridiplantae; Streptophyta; Magnoliopsida; Poales; Poaceae.
GUUCGCUCCAUAGCUCCUGCGCAGCUAGCUUCCCGGUCUCUCUUCCCCAGCCAUUUCUUGCUCUAACCAUUCGGUUUGAUCCAAUUCUCAACGGUAUUGCGAUUACGGCGGCGACGGAAGCGGCCAUGGACGAGCAGUGAAUGAUCGGGCAGCCUUCCCCUACCCUGAGCCUCGGCCUCAACCUCGGCCGGCCGACGGCGCGGCGCGCGGUGACCACCAAGGUCCUCGUGGAGGAGGACUUCAUGUCCGUCAAAAAAAGCCACGAGGUUGAGGCGCUGGAAGCCGAGCUCCGGCGGGUGGGCGAGGAGAACAGGCGGCUCGGCGAGAUGCUCCGCUCGCUCGUGGCUAAGUACGGUGAGCUGCAGGGCAAGGUCACCGGCAUGAUGGCGGCCGCGGCGGCCACCCAGCAGCACCAGUCGUCCACGACUUCGGAGGGCGGCUCGGCGGCCUCUCCGUCCAGGAAGCGCGUCCGCAGCGACAGCCUCGAAACCCCUCUAAGCGCGUCCGCCGGCCUCACACGUAUUUCCUCGAACACCCUGCGGGCGUGCGUGAGGGGAGGCCGACGGCGACCGUGGCGCGGCAGCCGACGCGCGCGCGGGCUCCUCCCGGCGAGGCGCGUGGCGGCCAGGGAGGCGACGCGAGGGAGGCGAGGGAGGGAGAGGAGGGGGUGCUCACCUCGGUGA